AUGGCGCGUCGUUACCUUUUCCUUACUACCCUCGUGGCAGCCAAAACCAUCUCUGCUACCACCGCUGCAGCUCCAGUCACUACCACCGCAGAGGGCGCGUCAACAACACAAAUACAGCUCUAUGUGAUAGGGGAAACCCAAUCUGUACCCCAAUUCACUGGCAUGGCCGGCAGCAUUGUCGACGCGAACUCCGUGGCUACGACAAUCGCUGUCGAGUGCACCGACGAUGCAGCUGGCUGUGGCAACUUGUCCGGGCCAAUUACUGCUAUCCAAGGGCCAUCAACACGCGGAGGAACGUUCGUUGUAAAGACCGAGACCAACGGAAUCGAAGCUACCAUGACUGUCGAGAACAGUUGCCAGAUCACCGGUGCGACACAGUCUGCCUCAUGUGCUGAAACUAUCAAGAUAAAUGGCGAGGCCGGCGGCCAAAAGGCUUCUUCAACCAUGAGCACGACGAUACAGGCCAAAAGUAAUGGUAUCACCUUGGAGCCCCUCCUGAUUACGGCUGGCCUGGAGAAAUUGAAUAGUCCGCAGGCUACAGAAACUCCGGGAGCUGCUCCGGCACCAGUGACAGGCAAUAUGGGUCUUACCCUUGGUGGUGCCGCUGCUGGAGCUGUAGCUGCUGUUGCAGCAUUGUUGUAA
Talaromyces rugulosus is the source of this 642-nucleotide messenger RNA. RefSeq lists its product as uncharacterized. The record is from RefSeq and is a predicted model, not a curated record. Lineage: Eukaryota; Fungi; Ascomycota; Eurotiomycetes; Eurotiales; Trichocomaceae. The transcript has a single exon. The coding region runs from base 1 to 642 and encodes 213 amino acids.